CCAAAUGAAAUAAAUAAUAUUUUGCAGGAGCAGCAUAAAAACAUAUAAUGGAAAUACUAAAAUUAGUGGAUAACUGUAGUUUACUGCUGUUGUGUUUACUGGUGAUAACUGUUAACAACAUAGCUGCGUCGAAUCAGACAAUAAAGAAAGAUCUUCCCCUAGAUAGCGAAGUUGUGAAAGAAGAUGUAAAAGACCAUGAAACUGAGUUACAUAUUGUCGCCACUGAUAAAAGCCCUAAACAAGCAAUUGAAGUUGGUAAGCAAGAAGCAGCAACAGCAAAAAAUGCAAGUGCAGCAACUGCUGACAAAGGCAGUACGGCUGUGGGAGAGCAACAGAAACUGCCAUCUCGUGCGCCAAAUGAAAAAACGUUAAUACGCAAAGAGCAUUUGCUAAAUAUAGCUGAAGAAACAAAAUACCAUUUAAAGCCGGCAAAUCUCAACUUUGAUGAUAAUGAUAUACCAGAUUCAUAUAUAAAAGGAUUCUACAUAUUUCUUACGCUUAGUGGUGUUGCAAUGUUCUUUAUUGUAGUAAGAGUAUAUAGGCUGCGUUUAUCACGUGCAGAACGUAAAUAUGGAGUACAAGGGGAUCGCAGUACACAAGAGUUGGUACCUCUGCCAGUUUCUAUUGAAGAUGGUAAUAGUGAUGAUGAAGAUCAAACUUUGUUUGAACUUAGUCGCCAACAAAUUCGAAUAUUAUGAGAUUUGAGUACACUAAAAUGUUACUUAUCUUACGUUAAACGAUAUUCUUAUCAACAUAACGUUUUUGAAUUGCCUGAUAUGUUACUAUACAAUAUUUAUUCGAUGGUUCUGAAAUCUUUGCUAAGGUAGACACGAAUAUCAUGUAAGACUAUUUUUCGUUUGAUAUAUUCUACUCGAAACCAAUUUGUGAUACUAAUAAAAUAUUUAUGAAUAUAA
Messenger RNA from Anastrepha obliqua, 914 nucleotides. RefSeq lists its product as uncharacterized. The coding region runs from base 48 to 698 and encodes 216 amino acids. The record is from RefSeq and is a predicted model, not a curated record. The transcript is spliced from 2 exons. NCBI's taxonomy places the organism in Eukaryota, Metazoa, Arthropoda, Insecta, Diptera, Tephritidae.